Messenger RNA from Nerophis ophidion (straightnose pipefish), 3391 nucleotides. RefSeq lists its product as uncharacterized. Lineage: Eukaryota; Metazoa; Chordata; Actinopteri; Syngnathiformes; Syngnathidae. The record is from RefSeq and is a predicted model, not a curated record. The transcript is spliced from 8 exons. The coding region runs from base 481 to 1038 and encodes 185 amino acids.
UUGCAACACAUGCCAAUACGGCCCUUUUAUUUUACUAAAUUACAAUUUUAAAUUUCGUCCUGGAAACGUCGUGAAAUGAUGACGUGUACGCAAUACGUCACAGGUUUUUAUGAAGUGUGAGCGCUGCACACACACACAGUUAAAAGUCGUCUGCUUUAACGGCAUAAUUACACAGUAUUUUGGAUAUUUGUGUUGCUGAAUCUUUUGCAAUUUGUUCAAUUAAUAUUGGAGAAGUCACAGUAGAAAGAUGGAGUUGGGAAGCUUUAGCCUUUAGCCACACAAACACAUGGUGAUUCCUUGUCUAAAAUUCCUGGAUGUGAAACUUUACUAUGGAUCAGAGCGCAGUCAAGCGAACAUGAAUCAAGACGGAAUGUCAACCAGCAGGUUUCGCUGCCAUCGACUCCCCUGAGACACUGCGCGUCAAGACACCCGUGGAUACACCCUUCCGACUAUCAGUCUUGAGUAUCAGCAGGUGACAACAUGUUGCUGUAUGUGUUGGUCCUCAUGGCGUAUCGCAGCAGCAGAUGGAUGCCCAGGAAGCAGAGACUCAACUUCCAAAUAAUCAACGUGCUGUUCACAGCCCUCGUGGUGGUCCCUCAGCUGUACGUCAUCGCCAGGCCCAAAUCGUCAAGAUACUGCAAGCAGCCUUUAGUGAACAACAUGUCAGCGUCCAUCGCCUUGUCCCUCAUCGCAUCAGGGUUUUCGGUGGUCUUCACCCUAACCGAGACAGUUCCUCAGGGCUUGUGGGCGUCCUUCCAGGUGUUUGGAUUGCUUUCCUUGGGACACACAGUGUGCAGCGCCAUCUUGACACUGACUGCGUCCGCAUGCGCCGCAACCACACCCGAGCUGUACCACCUGUCUCUGUUCCUUUCGCUGGCUUCCAUUCUGAGCACAGGUGCACUUGUGGUCAAAGGAGUCCUGUGGUUGACAGAAGGCAGGAACAAGUCAAAAGAGUCCAGCUGCCAUCCAAUCUGCUCACAUAAAUAUUUCAUGUGGCAGCAGGUAACUCAAAACUACGGCAAUGAAAGUCACUUUUAAGCCUUGACUGGACCAAAAGCAGGUGUUUUCUUUGGAUCCAUUCUGGGUGUAAGAGCUCACAGGAAGUUAUUGGCGAUGUAACAAGUCUUGUAUGGAUGCUAAAAGAAGGAAUGUUCCGCUGACCACGUCAAAGAUAAUGAGGCAUAUUAAUAAUAUUAAGUUAUUGCAUCAAACAGCUUUGAGUGUAUGGAUAACAAAAAAAAGCUGGGAAACAAUAACCAGAUCACUUCAGAGAAAAGUUGUCAGAUUUCAACAGAAGGAAAGUAAAAUAUUAAAAGCAACAAGAGCAGUUUUCAAAGACAAAAAUACAAAAUUACCUUCUAUAAAAUAUCAUAUGAUUAUUUAAAUCUCACAUAUUUUGCAUAUCUUAUUUUCUUAAAAAUAAAAAAAUUGUAGUUUUCACCAAGGCCCCUUGGGAAAAUCUGGAAUAUUCCACAUGUCACAUCACCCUCAGAAAGUUACUUCAUUUACAUCCCAUGAAGUGGGUCUGCUUUAUUUUUAUUCCAUCAUAAUGCUGUUGUGAAGGUGGUUAUAAUCACAGCACAACAUUGUAUUGUUCAUGUUUAUUGUGUCAACAUGCUUUUAUGUCACGUGGUUAUUAUACGUCUUAUUUCAUCCAUGCUAAAACUCUUGCUCUGCUUAGGAAGCUUGUGCAACAAUUGAACAAAGUUUCCUGGUAUCCAUAUCAGGAAACCUGAUUUACACAUUUCAAUAUUAAAAUUUGUAUAUCCACACAUUUACAGAAAGUUUAUUUUGGCACUGCUUUGGUGGAAUGAACCUCAGAGCACAAUUGAUUAUGUUUUUAAUAAUAAGUCAACAUUUUUUAUUUUAUUUCCGGUACCAAAGGGUGCAUAAAGUGCAUUACUGUCCUCAACUGCAGAAUACAAAAGUAUUGUAGUAGUGUCUGCAUUAAGCAUCGGGUUAUGGAUAUUAUGCUUAACAGCUGAGGCUGUAGACAAUCUGCAGAUGUAAUUUUAGAAAGUAAAUAUCCCAAGGUGGCAGCAGCUGCUUUUGAAGUUUCAUGAGUAGUCGGUAUCAAGCAGCUUUAUCUAGCGCUGUGCAAGUUUAAAACAUUUAAUUACUAUCAACUCAUCAGCGCUGUUAUUGAUGACUCAACAGUUUGCUUUUAUUGUUCUUCUAGCAUUGAUUGUGUUGUACGACACAAUUGUUCAUAAAUCACCAAGUGAUCACACACACACACUUUCUCAAGCACUGCGGACCAUUAUAUAAGAUAGAAAUAUAUUUUGUAAAUUUAACUGCAUAAAUAUUUUAUCCACACUCUUUGAAUCAAUGGUUCCUCUUUGCCUUCUUAUUAUUUGUAAAGCACUUUAAAUUGUUGUGUGUAAUAGUUGUGUUCUAUAAAUAAUUUUGCCUUGCCGUUUGUACAUUUUGGAAAUAAUCAUUUAGAUCAGUGGUUCUCAACCUUUUUUCAGUGAUGUAUCCCCUGUGAAAAAUUUUUUGAUUCAAGUACCCCCUAAUCAGAGCAAAGCAUUUUUGGUUGAAAAAAAGAGAUAAAGAAGUAAAAUACAGCACUAUGUCAUCACUUUCUGAUUUAUUAAAUUGUAUAACAGUGCAAAAUAUUGCUCAUUUGUAGUGGUCUUUCUUGAACUAUUGGAAAAAAAGAUCUAAAAAUAACUAAAAACUUGUUGAAAAAUAAACAAGUGAUUCAAUUAUAAAUAAAGAUGUCUACACAUAGAAGUAAUCAUCAACUUAAAGUGCCCUCUUUGGGGAUCGUAAUAGAGAUCCAUCUGGAUUCAUGAACUUAAUUCUUAACAUUUCUUCACAAAAAAAAAGAAAUCUUUAACAUCAAUAAUUAUGGAACAUGUCCACAAAAAAUCUAGCUGUCAACACUGAAUAUUGCAUUGUUGCAUUACUUUUCACAGUUUAUGAACUUACAUUCAUGUUUUGUUGAAGUAUUAUUCAAUAAAUAUAUUGAUAAAGGAUUUUUGAAUUGCUGCUGUUUUUAGAAUAUUUAAAAAAAAUCUCACGUACCCCUUGGCAUACCUUCAAGUACCCCCAGGGGUACACAUACCCCCAUUUGAGAACCACUGAUUUAGAUAGCCUCACUUUGAAAACACUGAAUCGUGACACAUUUGACAUAACAUUCAUUCAUUUUAAGUUUUGUAGGUGAAAAUCUUUCAUAUAUUGUUCUAAGUUAACAUUGCUGAUCAAUUUGAGUGAUAGUUUAUUGAGAUAACAAAAUUUCAUUUUUCAGUUUCACAUGGUUGAACUCGGUCAAAAAAUGUUUAGUUUGAAAAAUGAUAAAAACAUGUCAUUUUUGGCAAACUGGUGCACCAUAAAUCUUUUCUGACGGACUAAAAACAAUGGAAAUAAAGUUUGUUCUUUGCUCUAA